UCUCCCGCGACUACCCGCCACCCGCACAUCACCAAUUGUGGUCACUUCAUAGCAGACAAGUUGUAUGUCGAGAGUGUUUGUUAAGAUCAAACGCAACGCAUCUCGUCUUAGGAACCGCUGAUAUGUCCGGCGAACGAUUUGUCGGCCUCAGCGCCCGACAGCCUGUCCCCCGCCUCCUAAGCGUCGUAGGCGGGAAGAACGUCACCAAAGACAUGGAGGCUAUUGAUGUGGAUGCUCCGCCCCUGAGCAGCUCUGAUUCGAGCGACAACGACGGACUUUCAACGAGAGGAAACAUCACAUCAAGUCACUUCACCAGCUCCCGUGCUAAGGAAAAGUCUCCCCCAGGGCGAGGCAUCAAAACUGCAGGGGCCAGCAGAAAAGGUAUUGCACCAGCAAACUUCACACGGACCCGGGCAUCUGCACGAUCGGUCGCUGGGGGGGGGCGCGGCACAAGCCUGAAAGGCACGAAGGAUCAAGAGGUGAUUGACAGUGACACUACCGCGGGCUCCCCUGCCUCGAAGAAACCUAGGCGGACUUCACUGAGCGAUGGAGAGCGAGGCAGCCAAUUCGAUGUGGACAUGUUUGCCAAAAAACCGACUGCGAGCCGGCGUUACGGCAGCAGGUUCAAAUCGUCGGGUGGCCAGCCCAGGCCAAAGGCGUCACCAACGAGGAGGUUCAAGCGCCCACCCAAAGAGCCAACACCAGAGGAGGAGGACCCAGACAGGUAUAAGCUCAAGCUCCCCUCCUCGCCCUCAGGGAUGAGAGACGAGGCCCCGUCGCCAGCCCGCAAGUUCAAAGCCAUCCCAGAUCUCGCUUCACCCGUCAAGUCUCCAAUACGGAAGAAACGGCUGAGAAUGCCGGAUAGCGACGGCCUGUUGUUUCCGGGGGAACUCGAAAACAGUGAAGCGUCCCAGCGACCGGUUUUCACAAUACCAGACGAGCUUCCGGAGUCCUUUAUGGGAGGAGACAACGACAGGUUCGACUUUGCCCUUUCCCAAACGGGCGACGCACUCAAAGAGCCCAACCUCAUCCGGGACUCGACCUCCCCGCUCACCGACCUCGAAACCCUCAGCCCAACCCCACUCUGCCCGCUCUGCAACAAAGAAGUCGACCAGGCGCAGCUCGACGAGUUCAAGGCGAGCCAGGGGCGCAUGACGGUGGCCGGGAUGCGGCGGUUCUGCGAGCAGCACCGGCGGCGGACGGCGCGCGAGACGUGGGUGCAGAAGGGGUACCCGGACAUCGAGUGGGCGCGGCUGGACGGGCGCAUCGCGCGGCACUACGGCUUCCUGCGGCGGAUCCUGGCCGACGGCGAGCGCUGCCACCACGGCGACCUGUUCCGGGACGCCGUGCGCGAGGGCCGCAACCGCACCCUGCUGCAGUCCGACGCCAACCUCACCCCGGGCUACUACGGCAUCCGCGGCCUGCGCGCCAUGACCGAGAACCUGAUCUGCGAGUUCGCCGCCCUGCUGCGCAGGCGCUCCGUCGAGGAUCGCCUGAUCGCCGCCAGGGGCCACACCAUGUACCUGCAGGCCGUGUUGGUGCCCGAGCUGGCGGUGCGGCUGAUCAUGGAGGAUAUGGGCGUGGGGGUGGAGGAGGCCCGGGAAAUCUUGACGGAGAGCAGUGCCGUUGGGGAGUUGUUGAAUGACGAGAUCCCCGAUGUUAUUUUAAGCGAUGAUGAUGAUGACGAUGACGAUAGAGAUGAGGCGGAGUCGGGCUAGACUUAUUUGCUAGGUAUUUUCUGCUGGGUAGUGUACAAUAGGGGCACUGAUGGUUUUCCGUGGAACAUGAACCCGU
Molecule: messenger RNA, 1794 nt
Organism: Chaetomium fimeti
Lineage: Eukaryota; Fungi; Ascomycota; Sordariomycetes; Sordariales; Chaetomiaceae
Product: RTC4-like domain-containing protein
Exons: 1
Coding region: 123-1718 (531 amino acids)
Source: RefSeq, a predicted model, not a curated record